This is a messenger RNA of Harpegnathos saltator (Jerdon's jumping ant), 861 nucleotides long. RefSeq lists its product as uncharacterized. The coding region runs from base 1 to 861 and encodes 286 amino acids. The record is from RefSeq and is a predicted model, not a curated record. The transcript is spliced from 2 exons. Lineage: Eukaryota; Metazoa; Arthropoda; Insecta; Hymenoptera; Formicidae.
AUGGCUGAAAGGAAAACGGAAGCGAUUUUCCUAUAUAGGAAGAAGGGAGUGAAGCCACCCCAGGCCCAGAUACGGGUGGGGGCUGUCAGGGUCCCGAUAGAGGCUCAGAUGAAAUAUCUGGACCUCACUUUGGACGGCACCUGGUGCUUCAAGGAGCAUAUAAGCCGUCUGGUUCUCCGAUUGAGGGCGGUUUCGGCCAACUUGUGCAAGUUAAUGCUCAAUAUCGGGGGACCGGACAGAAAGGCUCGUCGCCUCCACGCUGGGAUACUUAAUUCAGUGGCGCUGUAUGGAGCGCCGGUAUGGGCUGAGGCUCUGGCCGCCAGCCGUCCACUGCAAGCGCUUUUGCGUAGAGCGCACAAGGCGGUGGCGGUCAGAGUCAUUAGAGGAUAUAGGACGGAGUGGAUGGACACGGGAUUCGGGACCUUGACAUUCAGGAUGACACAGGUGCUCACCGGACAUGGAUGUUUCGGUGAGUACCUGUGUCGAAUAGGCAAGGAAGGUACAGCGCAUUGCCACCAUUGCGAUGCUGAUCACGACUCCGUGCAGUACACACUGCAGGACUGCCCGGCAUGGGCUGCCGAGCGCGGAGUCGUGAUCCGGGGAUUGGGACACGAUCUCUCGCUCCCCACGAUAGUGAACGCAAUUGUGGGGAGCGAGAGAAAAUGGAGGAUAUUCGCCUCCUUCUGUGAGGCAGUCAUCUUACAGAUGGAGGCCGCGGAGGAGACAUGCCGGCAGGCGGAAGGCCGGGGUUGGAAGCAGAGAAGCAGAGAAGACGACAGCAACUCCGACUUUGGCGCGGAUCGAGGAGUAGGAGCAGGGAGGGGGAUGCGGAUUCCUUUGCGGAAGAGGCUGUCAGGAUGA